AUGGUGGCUCACUUGGACAAUAUAUUCGACCAACCGGUGAUCAAAAGUGGUUCCUUGUGCGAAUUAAAACGAUUAUUCAGUACUACCAUUGAGAACAUAAAUGCGCUGUGUACCUUGAAACUGCCGGUCGAUUCGUGGGAUACAUUACUCGUUUACACUUUAACACGAAAACUCGAUUCAGAAAAUAAAUUAUUAUGGAUUCGGGCCGCGAAGCAUGGUAAAUCUGAAUCGUUUGCGGAUUUCUCAAACUUUUUGAAAGAGCGAAUAAACGAACUCGAAAGUUUAAAUCUCUCAAAAGUGCAAUCCAGUUCCGGUCGUAAUAUUAUAGCUCCGAUUAAAAAUAAAGAUUCGGGUAAACGUGUUUUCAAUAUCACUAUUCCAUCGUGUCCUAAGUGCCAACAAAAACAUAUGCUUUAUCAGUGCGUGAAAUUCCGAGAACUUACGGUGCCUGCUCGGUGUGAAUUUGUGAAAGCAAACGGAAUUUGCUGCAAUUGUCUACGGGUUAAGCAUUCGUUAGCGGAAUGCAAAUUUUCGAACUACAAAACGUGUAAUUUGAAGCACAACACUCUGCUUCACGUAGACCGAAUUGCCCCCCCUUUCGUUCAACCAGUCCCUGCUGCAAAUCAGCCCGGUUCAUCGAAUGGCAUCGUGUCAGCUGUGUCGGUUCGCGCACCCCCAUCGCGUCAUGAGUGUUUAACUAUGCUUCCUGCGGCAAUAAUUUUGAUUAAAGACAUAAAUGGUGAACCUCAAUCGUGUAGAGCCCUCCUUGAUUCUGGGUCCCAAGCUACCUUAAUAUCGGAAUCUUGUGUUCAACGUCUCGGUUUAAAGCGAUCUCAUGCUAAGUUUCCGGUAAUCGGUCUCGGACAAAAUGAAAGUACUCAAGGUACACGGGUACAAGUAAGCCUUAUUAUGUCUUCGACUUUUGACUCAAAUUCGUGUAUUUCGGCCAAUGCGUUCAUUCUUGCCUCGUUAAUAAACUGUUUUCCAAGUUUUGAAAUACCAAGUGCUUGUCUGUCUCAUUUCAAAAAUCUAUCAUUGGCAGACCCCUAUUGUUAUCGCCCAAGCAAGGUCGACUUGUUGUUGGGAUCGGACUUAUUCUUUGACAUUCUCGCGGACGGUAAAAUCGUACAUCCAUCGGGUUCACCCAUCGCCCAGAACACUAUCUUCGGCUGGGUGAUAGCGGGAAGUGUUUCGUUAAAACGAGAAGCUACUAUUAGCGUCAACCAUUCAACUUUUGACUUAGACUUGCUCUUAAAAAAUGUCUUUGAGCCUGGAGAUCUUGUCGACGGAAUUCGUUCCAACGACAGUGAGGUAAGUGCAGAUAUUGAAAAACAUAUUAUUGCGACACAUAAAGUUAAUCAAGAUGGUAGAUACGUAGUCAGCUUACCGUUUAAUAAAACGCCCGUUAUGUUCGGCGACUCUCGCGGAGCUGCUCUCAACAUGUUGCAUUCUAUGGAGAGACGAUUUUCAAAGAAUCCCAUAUCAAAACAACAAUACAUUGAUUUUAUGCGUGAAUAUGAGCGCCUGGGUCAUAUGAAAAUCGUCCCAAUCAACGACCUAAGCUGCCCAUCAUUUUACUUACCUCACCACGCGGUCCUGAAACCCGACAGCGCAACGACAAAGCUGCGCGUGGUUUUCAAUGCUUCGUAUAAGUCAUCAAAUGGCCAUUCAUUAAACGAUUAUUUACAUGUUGGCCCCACGAUUCAAAACGAUCUUUUCACGUGCCUUAUUCGCUUUCGUAAAAAUAAAAUCGCGAUUAAGGCCGAUAUCGCCAAAAUGUACCGUCAGGUACUUGUCGAUGCAAACGAUGUUCAUUUCCAAAGAAUUGUUUGGAGGGAGGAAGUAACCGAAGAACCACGCGAUUACAUGCUUCUUACGGUUACAUAUGGAACGGCUUCGGCAUCCUUUUUAGCAACUCGUGUUCUCAAACAAAUCGGUUUAGACAGUAUGCAUCUUCUUCCCACGGCUUCGAAAAGCAUCAUUGAAGAUUUUUACGUCGACGAUUACAUGUCUACCUUCGAAAACGUAGAUGAAGCGAUACAAUUAAAAACCGAAGUUGUAAAUGUCCUCAAGGUUACAUAUCCUAUUCGUUCAUCCCAUACCCAUUCUAUAUUUUCUCCUUUAAACUCAAUCCACUUCCCAUAG
Eupeodes corollae is the source of this 2145-nucleotide messenger RNA. RefSeq lists its product as uncharacterized. The transcript has a single exon. The coding region runs from base 1 to 2145 and encodes 714 amino acids. NCBI's taxonomy places the organism in Eukaryota, Metazoa, Arthropoda, Insecta, Diptera, Syrphidae. Gene Ontology annotation, molecular function: aspartic-type endopeptidase activity. The record is from RefSeq and is a predicted model, not a curated record. Gene Ontology annotation, biological process: proteolysis.